UCCCCAGGGGUCUAGGAUUCAGGUUUUGCCAGCCCUGGAAACUGAGGCUCAGGCACGCUGACCUCCGUGCCCUCCUCCAGGCAGCCUCCGGCUCCGAAUUUGGGAUCUCAGAUUAUAGAGCUGGCGCCAGGCUUCCACGCACCUUUUCUGCAGCCUGGUGGGCUCUGGGCCUGUUGCUCCAUCAGCCACCUCUGCAGAUCACUUUGCUUGGGGGAAGGCCGGGGAAAAUACGGGAUGAAAAGUAACGCUUUGGAAGUAACUUCUUGUGAUGGAGCCAGAGUCCAGGUUCAGACCAUGAAUUACGUGGGGCAGUUGGCCGGCCAGGUGUUUGUGACCGUGAAGGAGCUCUACAAAGGGCUGAACCCCGCCACACUGUCUGGAUGCAUUGACAUCAUCGUCAUCCGCCAGCCCAAUGGCAGUCUACAGUGCUCUCCUUUCCAUGUCCGCUUUGGGAAGAUGGGUGUCCUACGCUCCCGGGAGAAAGUGGUGGACAUUGAAAUCAAUGGGGAGUCUGUGGAUUUGCACAUGAAAUUAGGAGAUAAUGGAGAAGCAUUUUUCGUUCAAGAGACUGAUAACGAUCAGGAAGUGAUCCCCAUGUACCUGGCCACAUCUCCCAUCCUGUCAGAAGGAACUUCGAGAAUGGAGAGCCAGCUGAAAAGGAACUCUGUCGAUAGAAUCAGGAACCUGGAUCCCACCACAACUGCCCAGGGUUUGCCUGCCAGUGACACCCCAUCCUCUGGUUCUCUGGGGAAGAAGAGAAGAAAAAGGAGGAGGAAGUCUCAACUGGACAGUCUCAAAAGAGAUGAUAACACCAACACAUCUGAGGAUGAGGACAUGUUUCCCAUAGAGAUGAGCUCUGAUGAGGACUCAGGGCCAAUGGAUGGAAGCAGAACGCUUCUUAAUGACAUACCACCAUUCCAAGAUGAUAUUCCUAAAGAAAACCUUCUCUCAGUUUCCACUUACCCCCAGUCGGCAUCCUACCCCAAUUCAGAUAGAGAGUGGUCUCCCAAUCCCAGCAGCCUGGUAGAUUGCCAAAGGACCCCCCCUCAUCUUGCAGUUGUCACGGAGGGAGUCCUUUCUAGCUCUUGCCCUCCACAGUCUUCCCACUUCCAUGCUUCGGAAAGUCCUUCAGGCUCCCGGCCCUCAACACCAAAAAGUGAUUCUGAGUUGGUCAGUAAGUCCACGGACAGGUCUACACAGAAGGAUAGCCUGCAGAUGCUCUGGUUUUGGGGUGAAUUGCCACAGGCUGCAAAGUCAUCUUCUCCACACAAGAUGAAAGAGUCCAGCCCCUUAUGCAGUCGGAAGAUUUCUGAUAAAAUCCACUUUCAGACCAUUCAUAGUGAAUCUUCAGACACGUUUAGUGACCAGUCACCAACACUGGCCCAGGGGCCAUUCACAGAUCAGGACAAGGCUCAGACAGAAAUGCAGUUUGUGAAUGAAGAGGACCUGGAGGCCUUAGGAGCAGCUGCUCCACCUUUACCAUUGACUGAAGAACUCAAGCCCCCCGCUGCCAGCACAACACAGGCGGCGAGCAAGACAGACUCUCCUUCCAGGAAAAAAGAUAAACGGAGUCGACACCUUGGAGCUGAUGGUGUUUACUUGGAUGACCUCACAGACAUGGACCCUGAAGUAGCAGCCCUGUAUUUCCCCAAAAAUGGCGAUCCUGCUGGACUCCCCAAACAUGCCAGUGACAACGUAGCCCGGUCAGCUAACCAGUCCCCACAGUCCAUGGGCAGUUCGGGCAUCGACAGUGGCGUGGAAAGCACAUCGGAUGGCCUGAGAGACCUGCCAUCCAUAGCCAUCUCCCUCUGUGGAGGCCUCAGUGACCACCGGGAGAUCACAAAAGAUGCAUUUUUGGAGCAAGCUGUGUCAUAUCAGCAAUUUGCUGAUAACCCAGCCAUCAUCGAUGACCCCAAUCUUGUGGUCAAGAUCGGCAAUAAAUACUACAACUGGACAACAGCAGCACCUUUACUUCUGGCAAUGCAGGCCUUCCAGAAACCUUUGCCAAAGGCCACUGUGGAAUCUCUCAUGAGAGAUAAGAUGCCCAAAAAGGGAGGGAGAUGGUGGUUUUCCUGGAGGGGAAGGAACACCACAAUAAAAGAGGAAAGCAAGCCGGAGCAGUGCCUGCCUGGCAAAGGCCACAGUACUGGAGAGCAGCCAUCACAGCUUGGCCUGGCCACCAGAAUAAAGCAUGAGUCAUCCUCCAGUGAUGAAGAGCACGCAGCUGCCAAGCCGGCAAACUCAAGCCACCUCUCUCUUUUGUCUAACGUGAGCUACAAAAAGACUCUGCGGCUCACAUCAGAGCAGCUGAAAAGCUUGAAGUUGAAGAAUGGCCCUAAUGAUGUGGUUUUUAGUGUCACUACACAGUACCAGGGCACCUGUCGCUGUGAAGGCACCAUCUACCUGUGGAAUUGGGAUGAUAAAGUCAUCAUCUCUGAUAUCGAUGGGACUAUCACGAGAUCAGACACUCUUGGCCAUAUUUUACCCACACUUGGGAAGGAUUGGACUCAUCAGGGCAUUGCAAAGCUGUACCAUAAAGUGAGCCAGAAUGGAUACAAGUUUCUCUACUGUUCUGCACGGGCCAUCGGGAUGGCAGACAUGACGAGGGGCUACUUGCACUGGGUCAACGAAAGGGGCACGGUGCUGCCACAGGGGCCACUGCUGCUCAGCCCAAGCAGCCUCUUCUCUGCCUUGCACAGAGAAGUGAUUGAAAAGAAACCAGAAAAGUUCAAAGUCCAGUGUUUGACAGACAUCAAAAACCUGUUUUUCCCAAAUACAGAGCCCUUUUACGCUGCUUUUGGGAACCGGCCUGCUGAUGUGUAUUCCUACAAGCAAGUGGGAGUGUCCCUGAAUAGGAUCUUCACUGUCAACCCCAAGGGCGAGCUGGUGCAGGAGCAUGCCAAGACCAACAUUUCCUCGUAUGUGAGACUCUGUGAAGUGGUUGACCACGUCUUCCCACUGCUGAAAAGAGGCCAUUCCUCCGACUUCCCCUGCUCAGAUACUUUCAGUAACUUCACUUUUUGGAGAGAACCACCCCCACCAUUUGAAAACCAAGAUGUACAUUCUGCCUCAGCUUGAUGUGAACAAGCAGCCUCUUAGAAUGGGAGAGAUCCUGGACGUCACCCAUUAAAGGAUAGGUUAUGGGGACCCUGGAGCAGCUGGGAAGCCUGAUAUGCGUCCAUCUGUGUAGAGAGAAGCAUUUCUUCCCACCUGUCCUGUCCUGUCCUGGGGUGAUGUUUUUAACUCCGUGUGGAGGGCUGAUAGAAGUUGCAUCUUCUGGGCUGCAGACCAGUUGGGUACACUACUAGCCUGCAAAACACUCCUUUGUCGUGGCUUAACAUCCACAAUGCUGCUCCCACCCUGCUCCAGCAAUUAGUUCUCAGUUAAUGUGCAAUAUUGGGUGAUGAAUCCUAAUCAGAAGGGGGCGGCUACCUGAGAGCUUCCGUGCUAAUCAGUGCCCACCCAGGAACCCUGUGGAUGCACACAGUGCUUGGUAGUGUUGGGGGCCUGUUUCAGUGACAGUGAAGUUUGUGCUACCUUCUGCUCCUAGGGGAGGACUGUGAAGGGUCACAUGACCUGAAUCUGAGCGCUCUCAGCCUUGGCCCCCUGAGCCUUGGCCUUGGCCUUAGAGAUGUUCCCUGGCAGUAUUUGCUGACUUGGUCUCAUUUUUAGGUAAUAAUCUCUUUAAUUGCCUUGGUUAAAGAUGGCCUGUGCCACUGGCAUGUCCUUCCCAUUCUUCAUGGCUCAAGACUGGACUAUUUAUGCCUUAACACAUCUACAGCAGACAUUUAUUUAGAGUGUGCUGUCUAGCUAUCUGUAACUGCAAUGCCUUAUGUUAAAGUGAUAGCACAUUUCCCUAAGGCAGCAACCGCAUCGGUUAGCAUGCUGCUGUCCAUCUGGGAGGCAGCGCCAGCGUGGAUUGGAACAGCGCUUAUGCCAAAUGAUAACGAUGUCGACUUUUACUGGGAGCUCUCAAAAGAAACUGGUUGAUUUUAAGAAACAUAGUUUCCAGAAGUUAAAUUAUUUUCUUUGCAGAUAUUAUUUAUUACUUUACUCUCAUGGGUUGUUGUAAGCAUUUUAGCCAGAUCUUUUGGAUUACAACUGUCAUUAAUACAUUAAAAAAAAAGUGUGCUAGACUAUCCAAAGAGCCUUAUUCUGUGUAUUUCACACAUGGAUCUUCUGGAAUUUAUGAGCCGUUUAUUUUCCUUAGCUUCUUCCACUUGAAAAAGUAAUGAUUUGAGUGAUAUUCUUUAAGCUGAUAGAAGGUCGUUCGUUUACUUGUUAUACUGGCCCACGGAGAGAACAAUGUGAAAAACUAAGGAACUAUUUUGAGAAAAGAUUUUUGUUUUAUUUUUUGAAGUACUUUUUAAAAGAGUGUUUUACUCCAAGACUGAAACACCUUCCUAUUUAAAUUUCACUGUUAGAGUCAGAGGAGGAAUAAUGGAGCAGUCCAAUGAACUGUUACUCUUUCUGUGAAAGAAAAUCCAAAGUUGCUGCCUUUGUUGUUAUCAACCAGCUCUGUUAGGGAUGGAUGUAGUACACAUAGCUCAUAGGAAGGGAUAAUGCAAGGUGAAUAUCAGCUGUUGUAGACCACAGACAGAUGGAGAAACCUGGAUAUGAAUGUGUAGAUUCCCUCUUGAGGGUGUGGACAGUACUUAAGCAUAGUCCUGCCUUACUGAGCUCCUGGCUUAUUCUCUAGUGACCUUUGAGGCCACAGUAAUCUUUCUGCCACCAGGGUGCUUUUGAGUGUAUUUUAAUUGCUCUGGACUGAGUGCAAUCUCAUGGGCCUGCAGAGCUCUACAAGGCCUAUCAUACAUGGGGGACGGGUAGCUUGGGAUGUAGGGGUCUUAGGAAUCUCCCUUCAUCCACCCUCUGCAGUCCCAUGUCCAAGCAGAGCCUAGAGAACGUGCAAUGGCUUGACAGAGGGUCUCUGUAGCCAGGGCUGGCCUAGGACUCACUAUCUCAAACUCAGAGCAGUCCCGUCUCUGUCUCAGGCAGGAGCCACCACACCUGGCUUAGGACUCUAGUUUUGAGAUACCUUAAACUUCGCCAUCACUCUACACUGAAACAGAGCACACCUUCCACAAAACCACACUGUAGGAUCUCUGUCAAGUCAGCAUGAGCCCUGUAUAGGUUGUGCUAGGAACCUGCUGCGAGGCUCCUGAAAAUGAGGUCUGAAGUCAGCUGUACCCAGGCACACUCAGGUUGGCUUAUCUGCAUAUGCACCGUAACCCAGGGUCCCCAAGGUCACACGCCAGAAUGGUAUAUUUACAACACACAUUUCCAUCUUACCUAUGGAAAUGAGUUACUCCAUAGUGACAAGUCUUCAAAUGUUGAUCACACGUGAGGAAGGAGACUAUACCUGGUACAUUGCAGAAAAGUGGUCUUGUCUUCCAGAGAACUCCCCCUUCAUUUUCAGGUUUGGAUCACCACAGCAUAUUUAUGACAUUUGCUCUGUGUAUAUGCUGGUGCAAUGAUGAAAAUCACUGUAAUAUUUCAUUGUGUUGUGCUGGAUGCAAAGCUAGAAAGUACUAUAAUAAACAAGAUGGAUUAAAGACUUCUUUGAAAAUCGGG
Nannospalax galili (Upper Galilee mountains blind mole rat) is the source of this 5574-nucleotide messenger RNA. It is a transcript of the gene Lpin1, whose product is annotated as lipin 1. Bases 235 to 3078 code for a protein of 947 amino acids. Gene Ontology annotation, molecular function: phosphatidate phosphatase activity; transcription coactivator activity. The transcript has 21 exons. Gene Ontology annotation, biological process: cellular response to insulin stimulus; triglyceride biosynthetic process; positive regulation of transcription by RNA polymerase II. NCBI's taxonomy places the organism in Eukaryota, Metazoa, Chordata, Mammalia, Rodentia, Spalacidae. Gene Ontology annotation, cellular component: nucleus; mitochondrial outer membrane. The record is from RefSeq and is a predicted model, not a curated record.